GGCGGCGGAACGGCGGAAGCCGGCGGCGGGGCGGGGCGGAAGCGGGCAGAGCCGGCAUGGAGCCCGCCGAGGGGCCGGGCGCGCUGGGCUUCCACGGCGACGAGGAGAUCAUCGAGGUGGUGGAGCUGGGCCCGCCCGGGCCGGAUGACCUGGCCGACGAGAUGGAGGACGUGGACUUCGAGGAUGGCGGGGCGGAGGAGCCCGACGGCGAGGCGUGGGAGACGGAGGACGACGAGGGGGUGGAGGACGGCAUGGAGGCGCAGGACGACAGCGAGGUCACGUUCGCGCUGCACUCGGCUUCUGUGUUCUGCGUGAGCCUCGACCCCAAGACGAACACGCUGGCGGUGACGGGCGGGGAGGACGACAAGGCCUUCGUGUGGCGCCUGAGCGACGGAGAGCUCCUGUUCGAGUGCUCAGGACACAAGGACUCGGUCACCUGCGCUGGCUUCAGCCACGACUCCGUGUUCGUGGCCACGGGCGACAUGUCCGGGCUUAUCAAGGUGUGGCGGGUGGACGCCAAGGAAGAAGUGUGGUCCUUCGAGGUGGGGGACCUGGAGUGGAUGGAGUGGCACCCCCAAGCCCACGUCCUCCUGGCGGGCACGGCCGACGGCAACUCCUGGAUGUGGAAGAUUCCCAGCGGAGACUGCAAAACCUUCCAGGGCCCGGCGUGCCCGGCCACGUGUGGCAGGAUCCUGCCUGACGGGAAACGAGCCGUGGUGGGGUACGAGGACGGCACCAUGCGCAUCUGGGAUCUGAAGCAGGGAACCUCGCUGCACGUCCUGAAAGGCCAGGACGGCCACCAGGACCCCUUGACGUGCGUGGCCAGCAACCAGGACGGCAGUUUGAUCCUGACGGGCUCCGUGGACUGUCACGCCAAGCUGGUCAACUCCGCCACAGGCAAGGUGGUGUGCGUGUUCAAGAUGGAGAGCGCGGCCCCCAAGGCCCCUGCCGGCGAGGGCGAGGAGGCCGAGUCCAACUCGGUGGAGUCGCUGGGCUUCUGCAACGUGAUGCCACUGGCUGCCGUGGGCUACCUGGACGGCACGCUGGCUAUCUACGACCUUUCUACGCAGACCCUGAGGCACAAAUGCCAACAUGAGUCAGGGAUCGUGCAGUUGCUGUGGGAGGAGAGCUCGGCCGUGGUGUACACCUGCAGCCUGGACGGGGCCGUGCGGCUCUGGGACGCCCGCUCGGGGAAGAUGAUCAGCGAGUACCGGGGGCACUCUGCCGAAAUCCUCGACUUUGCCAUCAACAAGGAUGCCUCCAUUGUGGUGACGACCUCCGGCGACCACCAAGCCAAAGUGUUCUGCGUGCAGCGCCCCGACCGCUAGGGCCGCUGUGGGAGGACGGUGCCCCGGCCCUGCUGGGCGCCCUGUGUACAGCGGGACAGGGGAGAGGGGCUGCACCGCCCUUCUCCAGCGUGUGCUUCGUAAUUUUCCAGCCUGCCCCACUCUGCCCUCGCUGUCUGGGGGCUGAGGCUGGGGUUUUGUAUGAAAAUGUCUUCUAAUUGUAUAAAUUAUUUCACUUAACU
Molecule: messenger RNA, 1528 nt
Organism: Oxyura jamaicensis (ruddy duck)
Lineage: Eukaryota; Metazoa; Chordata; Aves; Anseriformes; Anatidae
Gene: AAMP
Product: angio associated migratory cell protein
Exons: 11
Coding region: 57-1328 (423 amino acids)
Cellular component (GO): cytosol
Molecular function (GO): protein binding
Source: RefSeq, a predicted model, not a curated record